AUGCCGCUGGAUAGCAGUCAGAGCUCUUUGAACCAUCACGCUGAACUAGCGGACCUGAAACAACUAACAACAAUAUACAAGAAGAACGGCGCGUUUGACAAGAGGCGAAGACAUCUCCUCGAGAACUUCAAAGUCUCGGAAACAUGCGAGAACCUCCUCUUGAAGCUCCGCAUCAUGAUCGAAUCCAAAGUGAAGAACGACCCCCAGAUCCUCAUGAAGAACAAAGGCAAGAUGGCCGCGUUGAUCCAGGGCGAGAUCGUCAACCGGGGAGGCAAGCAGUCAAACGAGCAAGAGAAUGACGCCUCGGCCAAGAUUGAGGAAAACAAUAGCAUCUUGAGCAUCGUUGACCGCGACAUCCAGGAGAAAAUCCUCGACUCGAGUGAGUUCCACGAGCUUUUGAAGGACGAAUUGAAGGAUAUCAAGCGGAAACUACUCGGGAUCAGCGAUGAAGACUAUGCCAAGCUCAGAGCUGACGAACGAACUAAACGGGAGAAGCAGCAAAAGGAAGAGUUGGCUAGAAAGUUGCGAAUCGAAAGAGAGCGAAAGGAACUCGAAACGAGAAAAUUGUAUCAGGGGAUGAGUCUAAAGAGUGGAGGAGGCUCUAGCUAUAGGGUUGACAAGCCCCUGGGUUUGCACAGUCGGAAUGGAGGAGAUAAGCAGGCUGCAAAGGAUAGCGACAAGAAGAAAAAAGUUGAAAAGGUGCAAGUGAUGCGGUACUAA
This is a messenger RNA of Lodderomyces beijingensis, 720 nucleotides long. Lineage: Eukaryota; Fungi; Ascomycota; Pichiomycetes; Serinales; Debaryomycetaceae. The record is from the annotation of a GenBank genome assembly.